GACAUCAUGUUGACCUCCGACACGGUGAAGGUCGCGUGCUGCAAUUUUAUGAGGACAUGGAGAGGUUGACAAUGGGAGCUCCUCCAGCCACCACCUGUACAGGUGUGGGACGUGCCAGUUGUCACAUUCGAACUCAGAUCCGUGACCUGUGCUGCCUGGAAUGGGGAAAGAGCUGUGAACAUUGUUCCUACAAAAACGCUAACGACAAAAGGUGGGACAACCAGCUCAUCAUCCUCGUUGCAGAACAUGCCAGCUCCGGGAUGUUCCACUUUAUCGUCCCACUAAGAUCCUCGGCAAUUGGUGUCAAUGGAUUAAGUCCCAUAAUUCUUCUUCUAGAGGAAGCACCGGAUUACCUAUUUUUGGAAUCCCUGGCACAUUUUCCUCUUGUUUAUUACAUGAUUGGCUCAAUCAAAAGUAUAGAUGACCUUUUGGUGGCCGGCAUCAACAAGGCUAGUCAUCUUGUCAUUGUCAACCGAGACCCAGAGAAGAGUUCGGAAGGAGAGGAGUUUCUAGAGGACUCGGAGACUGUUGUUGCUGUUCAGACCAUCUCAAGACUGUUUCCAAGCACGUAUGUUUUGACAGCGCUGAGUCAAACCUCCAAUAUGAGGUUUAUGAGGUUCUCUGUUCCUUCGAUGCACUCGCAGAAAAAGGUAAACUUGAGUGAUCUUCGGGACUCAGCCGCGUCUGCUGUGAGAGAGAUCUUUAGACUUCCUUUUGCUGCUGGUCAGGUUUUUUCAGCCAACAUGCUGGACACAUUGUUGUACCAGACUUUCACCAAAGGUUACCUGAUCAGUUUUGUGAGGCUUCUACUGGGCAUUGACUCUGAGAAAGGUUCUGGACAUUUAUCUAGCAUCCGUGUGAGGAAGUCCACACUUCAGAGAUUCCACGAAUAUAAAGAUCUAUACUCCUGGUUGUGUUUGUCUACUGGAGAAGUCCCCUUUGCUAUUUAUCGAACGGAGCGAGUCGCAAAGGAAACUGAUAAGGAAAUGAUUGCUCGAGUGUUUUACGGUGAUGAGUUCUUUGAUCUUGUCAAUGAAAAGGUUGGUAAACGAUUUGGGGCAAGACAGAACUCUCUUGUGAAUGGCUACCGGUUCUCUGCAGCCUGCAAAUCCUCAUCUGUUGACUUGGGCAGUCUGAUCCGCAGCCGGCUGCAGUCUCUGGACAUGACACAGGGAGACUACAGUGAAGUGAAAAUUCGUCGCAACAUCUUGUCAUACGUCAUUACAAAUCCUUCUCCUUCAGAGAAACUCAGAGUUGGUGAUAUUAUCUAUGUGAUUCAGCCAUCCUCCAUGUGGGCAACUCCCAGCAGGCAGCAGUACUUUCUCCAUCGCAGCCACAGUGCCCCUAAGAUGAGCUCGCCCAGCUUACACAAUCUGGACAGGAAGAACGGAGUCCUUAAGACCCCUAGCAAAGAAGGCCACUUUGAUUCAGUUAUCUUCAGCCAGGGCGAAGAAACCGAAACUUGA
Messenger RNA from Candidula unifasciata, 1466 nucleotides. Lineage: Eukaryota; Metazoa; Mollusca; Gastropoda; Stylommatophora; Geomitridae. The record is from the annotation of a GenBank genome assembly.